Molecule: messenger RNA, 1281 nt
Organism: Zootermopsis nevadensis
Lineage: Eukaryota; Metazoa; Arthropoda; Insecta; Blattodea; Termopsidae
Source: RefSeq, a predicted model, not a curated record
AACAAAGGACUGGCGAUUACGCGUUUAUGCCUGCCAUAUAGCCCAGUUUUAAUCAGCUAUAAGCUGCAUGUGAAAAACACUACGAAGGUGGAAAAAAGUAAUGCCAACCUCUUCUUUCCAGCACUACUUACCAUUGUGGCUGCCAGUCUGUUCGCGCUACAGACGGACGACAGAGAGAACGGCUUUCAGGUCAACCGAGGAGAAGCAUUCUACAUCCAGGUUGUAUCAAUUAUCCUCAACUUUCUCGCCUUCAUAAUGUCUCUGUAUGAUAUCAUCAUUUGGCGAAACAGUGGAGAUCCAACAAUGCCCCAUGGUCAUGAUCCUACAGGCGAGGAUGCUACCACUUUCAACAACCCUGGUUUCCGAGACCGACGCAUCAACAACUCUGGCGGAAUUUCUAUGACGGAUGCAAGUGGUAAACCGUAUGUCCACUCACCUGGCAGCAGUCAUCAGCAGAAUGCAGCAAAUGGCAGUAUCAUCUCGAUGACCACCGCAACAUCCUCAAACGGCUCUACAGGUGGAUCGGUAACGAGGAGUCCGCUGAGAUCCAGUCUCAAGAAACCGAGACCAAAACAAGAUGGUAUGGGAAUCCAGAACCCAGGGUUCAGUGGACAUUCACCAACUCUUUCAAGAAAUGGCAGCAUGAAGAAAGUUCGUAUUCAGACGCACAGUACAGCUGUGUGAAAUAAGAAAGUACUUUCAGAAUUUAUGAGACUCAUGUGCAUGAGAUAAUGAACUUAAAGUUCAUAUGUACAUAAAUGCUUAUUGGCAGAAGAGCACGUCACUUUUGUUAUAGCACUUUUUAAAGCAGCCGAUAUGGCAGCAGGUGUGGGAUUCUGGGAAACAUUCAUCUCGUCAUUAUGAUGUCUUAUCGGGUGUCACGGAACAAGAUCAUUCAGAAGAAAGUGAUUUAAAAAUUCAUUUAUUCUUAUAUUGUCAUUUGUAGGGCUCCAGGUAUAGAACUAGUCCCUUAAUAAAAGCUACUGACAACAUUGCAAAUAUUUUUAAUUUCCUUUCUAACUUUACACAUGGCAGUCAGUCAACUCAUUAUUAAUUAUAUUUUACUUUACUUAGAUUGACGUUAAAAGUGUACUUAUAAUAAGUCUGUGUUAUGUUUCCCACAGAGAAUGCAUAUUUCUGGAGCUCUGAUCGCGUUCCAGACAUUUAAUCCAAAAUUAAUGGGGCUCAUUUUUAACUGUAGAAUUGAAUUAUUGUUGUACAGAAUCGUAUGAGUGUGCACAAUGUCAAGGAAUAAAAUAUACUACCAGUAUUUCAAAUGAA